Molecule: messenger RNA, 1083 nt
Organism: Panicum hallii
Lineage: Eukaryota; Viridiplantae; Streptophyta; Magnoliopsida; Poales; Poaceae
Exons: 1
Coding region: 315-911 (198 amino acids)
Source: RefSeq, a predicted model, not a curated record
AACCUAUGGGCGGGUCGGUUCCCCUCGUCAGCGACUGGCCGCCACGUUCUUGGUCGGUCGGUUCCCCUCGUCGUCUUCCUCCCUCCUCGUCCGUCUCCUCCAUGUGCCCCACAGGCGCAUUCACUUCCUCCUGCCGCCAUUAAACACCUCGCCCGCCGCCCGCUCCCACGCACCCACGUGGCUCCUCCGUUUCGCUCCCACGCCACCGCACCCCGGAGCUCUAAACCCUUCCUGCCGUGCCUCGAGGAGGCUAAAAAAACCCCGCAGCCGCAUUCACCCGAGAGCGAGAGAGAGAGAGAGAGAGAGAGAGAGAGAUGCUGGAGGCCGCGCGCGGGUGGCUGACGCCCGCAGUGCUGUUCGUGGCCGUGAACCUCGUCAUCGCCACCAUCGCCGUGGCGUCCAGGCUGAUGCCGGCGGCGGCGCCCGGGGACGAGCGGCGGAGACUCCUGCUGCGCGCGCCGUCGCUGGCCGUCGACCGCCUCCGCGCGUCGCUCAGCUUCUCCCGCCUCGGCCUCGCCGCGGACCACGCGCCGCUCUUCGACGACGCCGGAGCGGAGCCGUCGUCCCCCCUGGCGCCACCGGCGACGACGGGGGCCGGGGCGCCGGGGGACGACGGCCGCGAGGCCGAGCGCGAGGCGGCGCGCAUCGAGAGGAGCCGGUCGGAGGCCGCCGCGGAGGCGGCGCCAGCUAGCAGUAACCGGCGUCCGCGGGCAAGGAGGAUGCGGAGGGCGGCGACCGAGGAUCCGGCGCUCGCGGAGGCGAGGGGCGCCGGGCGCGGCGAGGAGCCGGCGGUGGAGGUGGACGCGCGCGCGGACGACUUCAUCCGGCAGUUCCGGGAGCAGCUCCGGCUGCAGCGCCUCGACUCCAUCCUCCGCUACCGGGACACGCUCCGCCGCACCGGCACCGCCUAGCCAGCAGGCCCGAGCACGGAUUACGUUUACUCGUAGGGGGCUAAGUGCGAUUAUUACCGCAUGCGUCGUAGCGUAGAGGCCGAGGUCUCGAGGAGGUGGGUGUAACGGUAAAAAAUUUCCAGCAUAUGCAAUGCUUUUUUUAUAAAAAAAUUAUCUGUGUGAGCUUUCAUUA